CGAAGUCAUCUCCUACAUCCAGCAAUCGCUGAGCACGGCCAAGCUGUACAUCGAGCAAGUGCAUGAGGCGGACAUGGCGGACGGGCAGACUAAGUUCAAGGUGUUGCAGUCAGAGCAGAAUGAUAUCGCCCGCAUUGGUCGGCAACAGCUGCACUUGGAGGACGCCGCUCUGAACGCCUCACCACACUUUGCCCUGGCUGAAGCUAAGAUAGCGGCGGCUGGAGGAGGUGUGGAUAGCAUCGACGGAGAGAUAGCGGGCAUGCCGCGAAGAAUAACGUGGAGCGGCAUCGGUCGUGAUUCUAAAGCAGUUCCCGGUUCGCCACCGCAAGAGGUAGUGCGGCAGCUUCAGAAAAGACAUGACUCGUCCAGCCAGUCUAUGAACGAUCUGAGCAAGGAUGACGGUAUCGGGGCAAGCCGCGGUCGUCUAAGUGCCAAUUCCACAUCAGCUGGCGGUGGUGGUAGUGGCGGAGACCUGCGGUUACUCAAUCUGAAAGGUCCCGCCGGUCCUAGACCACCGCCGCUCAGUUACUCCCCACCGUCCUCCCCACCACCCGCUCCACCCGCCGUCUUGUCACCAGCCAAAUCCACCCCACUGCUGAGUCCUACUACUAGAAACAUGCUGGCCAAACCCCAGAAGCCUCCUCGUUGUGGUGGCGUAAGUCCGGCACGGGAGCGGUACGAGCGCGAUCUCAACUCGCCGGAUUACUCUCCGCCCAGUCAGAAACACGCGGUGAUAGGCAAGAGCGGCGAGUGUGUCGUGUCACCCGACACUCACACGGCUGCAGUGGACCCACUGCUCGGGAGCUUGUCCAAUACCAAUACCAUCACGGGAGGAGGAGUGGAGCAGACACUACCGUCAUCCAGCAUAGCUGCUCAGUCUAGCCAUGAGAAAACAGCUGCACAUCGCCAUCAGUCAUCACACCCGCUCCAGACAGAGUCACAUGCUCAAGUCACUAAUGACAUCACGGCACAAUGCGGCGUCGUUCCAGGUGGUCUGUCGGAACGAAGCGGAAGUGUGAGUGUGACCACCACCUCACCACCAGCAACGGCUGCUAACUCUCCUCGCCCAGUGCCGAAACCUCGACGUCGUGGUACGGGCGGCAUCAGUGCAGCUACCGCACCAUGUACGGGUACAAGCAAGUGUUCAGACACGGGAAGAGAUCAGACCCAAGCACGGAGCGGUGCAGAAGUGACAACAGGAGAGGACCGGAAGCGACAGCUUGUUGAACCGGAAAUCUGUGAUUCCACUAGCGACGCACUGGCCAAUUUUGACGAUGCGGGCAAUCUGCCUGCAUCGUCUCAAUCUCGCCUUAAACCUGCUGUACCCAUAAGAAGUGACAGUAUUUCUGAUGCCAGCACUGCGACCCAGCUAGCAGCUAUGAAAGCCAGCGCUACCAAAAGCCAGAGAGCGAGACAACUUCCAAUGGAGCCCGAACAGCCGGAAGACGAGCACCCAUACGAGGAUAUUGAGUUUUCAACUGACGAAGCCGGUCACAUUGCAUCGCAAGCCCAUAGCAACGACCUGAUUGGGUCUGCACCAUACCCGGGAAGUGUGUCAGCAAUGAAAACAUCACAAUCAGCAGAUGAUCCUAGCUAUGCUUGCGCAGCAACGGACACUGAACUUGCAAGCACCUUGACCCGUGACCCACCAGACGGUCAAGAGGCUGAUACUGAACACAUCGAAACCGGGCCGGCACAGCCGGAAGUUGAUUAUAUAGAUGAAGAACCCAUAUAUGUCAAUCUGGCAAGCUAUCGGUUGCCGGAGAUUGUGGAUAGCACAGAUGAUGAGCUUCAGUAGGUGAAUACUCGUCUCCACUUGUACUCGCUACAUCUAUAUACGGAUCAGGAAGCAAAUUGUUCCCACUCCGACUUGAGUAUUAUGCAGCCGGCGUUUGAGAGAGAAACAUCACCCGGUCCCUGCUGUAUCAUGCAAUCAUUGAAGUUACCUUGAUGUCGUCAGUGUGGCUGUACACGCGUCUCUAGGUCCUAACGUACUGAUGACACUACUAUCACUAGUGCUGCUGAUGGUGGACGGUGCAUCUGUCAGUCAGCACAGUGCUUUUCCAGACUGCAUGUGUUAUAAUUCUGGUCAAGUAAUCCACCACCACCAGAGCUGCUGCGUGAUCACAUGGAUCAACAGACGCGCAUAUACGCAUGCUUAUACACGCACUCACAUGCACACACAAACACGUACACUUGCAUAAAUUCAUAUGCACACGCAUGCACGUGCGUACGCACACACAAGCACACACACACGCGCGCGCGCACACACACACACACACACACGCAUGCACGCACGCACCCCCCCCCCACACACACACUGUGUUUGUACAUGUAUACCAAUGACCGGCUGUGGUAACACCAAACUUACACUUACAAUGUGACGUCUGAAAUAUUUCAGUGCUGCAAUAAUUUUCUGCGGCUUUUUCCUCACUCCUAAUUAUAGUGUCUCCUUGCUGCUGGUCAUGCACAUCGCGUUGAGAACAGCUUUCCGGAACUUCUCUGAUGUUCCUGAAUCUUGCCUUCGGCAUACAUGUAAUUGCUCUUCUGUGAAAAGCCUGGUGUGAAAAUAUCUAUACUAAUAUAGAUUGGUUUAGUCUGUGCAUGCAGAUGCACGUAUGCCCCUUGUCCAAGUCAACGUUGUGUUUCUUGUCAGUCUGGAGGAUGAUGGUGGAUAGGCCGAUAGGCCAACAUACUUAUUUUGAUUGAUUUUUCCAAGU
This is a messenger RNA of Sycon ciliatum, 2720 nucleotides long. RefSeq lists its product as uncharacterized. The record is from RefSeq and is a predicted model, not a curated record. The transcript is spliced from 2 exons. The coding region runs from base 74 to 1798 and encodes 574 amino acids. Lineage: Eukaryota; Metazoa; Porifera; Calcarea; Leucosolenida; Sycettidae.